Messenger RNA from Oreochromis aureus, 2731 nucleotides. It is a transcript of the gene ccn5, whose product is annotated as cellular communication network factor 5. Lineage: Eukaryota; Metazoa; Chordata; Actinopteri; Cichliformes; Cichlidae. Gene Ontology annotation, cellular component: extracellular matrix; extracellular region. The record is from RefSeq and is a predicted model, not a curated record. Gene Ontology annotation, molecular function: heparin binding; integrin binding. The transcript is spliced from 6 exons. Bases 385 to 1443 code for a protein of 352 amino acids. Gene Ontology annotation, biological process: signal transduction; cell adhesion.
CAGGGUCCAAUUUUCAGAUGUAUUUUCUGGAAAUAACUGACAGAAACUUUGAUUACUCCUUUGACCGCUAGUGCAGCAUAAACUAAGUGCAGCUUAUGUGAAGCUGUGCAAACUUAGAACCCCGCAAGACUGGAAAGAGAGGGAGGAGAGGAAAAAGAGUGUGUGUAUGGAAGUGGAAAUGGGCAGCAGGGAGGAGGAAUGUAAAACAUUUGAUACUAGUCCAGUGGCUGUUUACACAGUAGUCAGCCCGUGACAUCAGAGUCCAGACUUUAUAAAUGUCAGGAGGCGCAAGAAGGAGCAGUUAGCAAACAGCUGCACUGGUCACACCACACCGUCACACAGUUCAGUGAGACAGACCGAGCUCCAUCAGCAACACAAGCCCCCAUGGACCGACAACUGUGUGACUGUGUGAUUGCUUUGGCUGUACUGCUGUGUGUGGCUACACAGGUGCUGUGCCAGUUGUGUGACAGGCCAUGCCUUUGCCCCAAUCCUGUCGCUCAGUGCCCCACAGGAGUGUCUGUGGUGCUAGAUGGCUGCCGGUGUUGCCAGGUGUGUGCCCGGCAACUAGGCGAGUCCUGUACUGAGAUGUUUCCCUGUGACAACCUGCGAGGGCUUCAGUGCGACUACAGCGCCAGCCUUCCCGGGUUCCCUGGAGAGUGUGUCAGUCAGAAGGAUCUGGGCUGUGAGGUCAAUGGGAUCUUUUACCAGGAGGGGCAGUCGUUCCAGCCCUCCUGUGACACUUACUGCCACUGCAGGGGGGGCGGGGUGACCUGCGUGCCAGCUUGUCCACUGAAUGCUCGUCUUCCCACUCCAGACUGUCCCAACCCACAACACAUCCGACUACCUGGGAAAUGCUGCAAGGAAUGGGUGUGUGAAAACCUUGAAAACACAGUCAUUCAGGAUGCAAUUACAGCAAUGAAACCAGAUCAAUUAUGGCCAUCUUUGCAGAGGCAUCGCCUUCAAGACAGCAAGUUUUCACCUGCCUCCUCUUGUGUAGAGCAGAGCACCCAGUGGAGUGCCUGUUCCCAGAGCUGUGGGGCGGGUGUCUCCACACGGGUUUCUAACCAGAAUCCUGCAUGCAAACUGCAAAUAGAAACUCGCCUGUGUAAGGUGCGACCUUGCCCCACUUUCCAGCCAGCCCCAAGGAAGCCCAUGUGGGGACAGAAAGGAAAGUGCAAGGCCAGCUACACGUCACCGGGACCCAUUCGGCUAGUUCACCAGGGCUGCUACAGCACUCAUGCUUAUCGAGUCCGUUACUGCGGUCAGUGCACUGACUCGCGAUGCUGCACACCUUACCAAACCAGCACUGCUGAGGUGACCUUCCGAUGUCCCACUGGCAGACUGCUGCAACGAGCUGUAAUGAUGAUCCAGUCAUGCGCCUGUCAUAAUAACUGCCCCUAUGCACCUUUUACAAAUCCUGCUCUGUGGGGAUAUAGACCCUGAUCAGUGUGUAAGAGCACGGACUCACUAAAAAUAUAGACUUCAGUGACUGUUUCAAGGGCUGCACAAAAAAAGUAUCCCCAGGUGGAUUGACGUAAACAACGAAUGGACACUGAAAGAGAAUAUUAUCAUUUUAGAAAACUGUGACUGAUUUUGGAUGAAUAUGCCUGCACUUAUUUACAGCUUACAACUUCUGGAAAGCAUCAUUCUGCCAGUUUGUGACUUCAUCCGAGAGUCAAAGGAAAGCAAGUAGAAGUGUACAAGAAAGGCAGAAAAGAAACAUAAAUGUAGGAGAGAUAGGGACUGUAAUAUACAUGUAUAACUCACAAAGUAAGUUCUAGAAAUACUUUUACAAAUAACUUUCAGAUGUGCACUGAUUUGGUUUCUUUUUUCCUCCCAGAAUUGUUCAGUACAGUGAUUCCCAAUAAUGUUUCACCUUGGAUAUGAAAAGUAAUUUUUAAAAAUGAAAACAUCUUGACUUUUCUCAAAUCUUUAGGCUGAAGUUAAACACUACGUAGAUAUACUAUUAUUCAGUUUUGGGUAAAUGGGUCAAAUUAAACUUACAACUUGAAGACAGUUGACCAUGAUGUCAACUGGUCAUAAAGAUACUUUAAAAGACUGAUUUUUUAUUUCUAACUUGUAACUUAUGUCUAUAAAUUCAACUUUCAGUGAUGUAGAAAUAUGUAUUUGUUAAAGACAUAACCCAAAGAACGAUUACAACUUUUGUAAUGACAAUUUCUAGAUAUUCUCUGACGUGAGCAAUGCAGCUUUUAACUUUUGAAAGUUUUGUAUGUGUGUGUGUGUGUGUGACAUAAUGGGAUGACAUUGCACUUUCAUGUAUUAGCCUGAUGUAAAUAACUGUAAAAAGAUGUCUCAUGUACAGUGAUUUUUUUAAAGUGUGCCCUGUAUUUUUACUCCCACUGGAUUUUGUGCUUUUUUUUUUGUUUAUUUUUUUUUUUUGUAUAAAUAGUUACAUUGUUCAAACUGUAGCUUUUAUUUCUGUCACUUCAUCUGUCAUGACUUUCUGCUGCUGAUAAGCUGUUAAAACUUGCUUGUAGCACACCAAAAUACACACUGAUAUCAACAAGAAAAUGAUUUUGCAGAUUUGUGGAUAAAUUUAACUUUUAAUAACUCUUAUUAUGAUACUGGCUUAAUGUGUUACAUUCCUUUAUUGUUCCUUUAAAGAUUUUUUUUCAGUCUCACUUAAAAAUACAUUCUGACAUCUUGUAUGCUUAGAAAUCUACAGUGGUGGAUAUAAGAUGUUGUGGGUUCAUGAGCAGCAUGAGCUGAA